AUGACAUCCAACGCUCUGUCCCAUUGCUGCACAGUCGGUUCCCUGCACGAGGGCGAUGCCAAGGGAGAGAACAGAGACAUUGGAACAAUCUCAACCUACUUUGCUUAUCCUCCCGACCGGUCUACUCAGGAUGCGAUCUUGAUCCUGACAGACGUUAUUGGCCACCGGUUGAUCAAUGUCCAGCUGAUUGCGGACCAGUUCGCCGCCCAGGGCUAUUUCGUGGUGGUGCCGGACCUUUUCACAGGUGACUCGGUACCGCUUAAUCGCCCCGCAGGUUUCAAGAUCAUGGACUGGGUUCAGAACCAUCUGCCGCCGCAGACCGAGCCCAUCAUCGACGCAGUGAUUCGGGAGAUGCGUGGUAGGUUUGGGUGCCGGCGCGUCGGGGGCGUUGGUUACUGCUUUGGUGGCAAAUACGUGUGUCGCUAUCUCAAACCAGGCCAGCUAGACGUCGGGUUUAUCGCUCAUCCUACUAUGGUAGAGCCCGAGGAACUCCAGGAUAUUGAAGGGCCCCUCAGCAUUGCUGCCGCUGUCCGGGAUUUCGUUUUUACUCCUGCCAAACGCUAUGAGAGCGAAGAGAUUUUGGACCGAUUAGAGGUACCGUAUCAAAUCAACACAUUCUCGCACGUCGAGCACGGAUUUGCGGUGCGUUGCGACCUGAGCCAAAGUCGUCAGAGAUAUGCGAAGGCGCAGGCAUUCGGACAGGCCGUGUCAUGGUUUAAGGAGUACCUCUAG
Molecule: messenger RNA, 732 nt
Organism: Aspergillus melleus
Lineage: Eukaryota; Fungi; Ascomycota; Eurotiomycetes; Eurotiales; Aspergillaceae
Exons: 3
Coding region: 1-732 (243 amino acids)
Molecular function (GO): hydrolase activity
Source: RefSeq, a predicted model, not a curated record